AUGCGUUUCCGUCCUCGACUGGGUUUGUUUUCUGCCCUUCAGGCUGCGCCAGCUCGUCGAUUUGCGACGGAGUCGCGGUUAACCACGGAUCAUGUUCGCAUUGUUGAAGUUGGGCCCCGAGACGGCUUGCAGAAUGAGAAAAAGUCCAUAUCGUUAGAGACAAAGCUCAAGCUUAUUGAGAAGCUGGCAAAGACUGGUGUGACAACUAUUGAAGCUGGUUCCUUCGUGCCUGCGAAAUGGGUGCCCCAGAUGGCAAGCACUGCGGAGAUCUGCGAAAACCUCCUUCGAACACCGCCACAAUCUCAACACGCUAUUGCCUACAACUACCUUGUUCCAAACGUGAAAGGGCUUGAAAACCUUAUCAGGAUUAUGGAAGCCACAGGCACUGCGGCAGAGGCGACUGGAUCGCCAUCAAAGUCUGAUACUUCUACUGAGAUAUCUCUUUUUGCUGCUGCGACUGAAGCGUUUUCUAAGGCGAAUACCAACUGUACCAUUGAGGAGUCGCUGGAGCGCAUCCGUCCCAUUGUGUCACUGGCUAAAACCAAGAACAUCCGGGUUCGAGGUUACGUUUCUGUAGCCCUUGGUUGUCCUUAUGAGGGGCCCGACGUGUCGCCGUCCAAAGUGGCGGAUAUCACAGCUACUUUGCUCGAAAUGGGAGCGGACGAGGUGUCUGUUGCUGACACUACUGGUAUGGGAACUGCCCCACGGACAAUGCGACUCCUGCAGACCCUCAAAGGGGCGGGAAUCGCUAAUAGCGACUUAGCCCUCCAUUUCCACGACACAUACGGGCAGGCCCUGGUUAAUACUAUUGUUGGUCUGGAGCAUGGAAUUCGUAUAUUCGACAGCAGUGUGGGUGGCCUUGGAGGAUGCCCAUACUCCAAGGGUGCUACAGGUAAUGUGUCGACAGAAGACCUUGUCCAUACCAUCCAUGGUCUAGGGAUGCAUACAGGCAUUAACCUUGAAGAGAUGUCGAAGAUCGGGGCAUGGAUUAGCGGGGAGCUAGGCCGGUUUAAUGAAAGCAGGGCUGGAAAAGCAACUCUUGCAAGGAUCCAAGAGUGA
Messenger RNA from Aspergillus tanneri, 1059 nucleotides. RefSeq names its product hydroxymethylglutaryl-CoA lyase. Gene Ontology annotation, biological process: L-leucine catabolic process; ketone body biosynthetic process. The record is from RefSeq and is a predicted model, not a curated record. The transcript is spliced from 2 exons. NCBI's taxonomy places the organism in Eukaryota, Fungi, Ascomycota, Eurotiomycetes, Eurotiales, Aspergillaceae. Gene Ontology annotation, molecular function: hydroxymethylglutaryl-CoA lyase activity. The coding region runs from base 1 to 1059 and encodes 352 amino acids.